Molecule: messenger RNA, 315 nt
Organism: Angiostrongylus costaricensis
Lineage: Eukaryota; Metazoa; Nematoda; Chromadorea; Rhabditida; Metastrongylidae
Source: the annotation of a GenBank genome assembly
AUGCGAGAGCCUGUGGUGGUGACGGCCAAAACCACACUUCGACCAGGUUGCGCUCGAGACUCCACGGAAAUACAGUGCCUAAACCAGCAAAUCUCCGGAGAAUGGAAAUUGUGCUGGAACCCGCCAGCCAGUAAAGACGGGCCAUCAAAGUAUUCGAUUAGGAAGCACGUUUAUGUUGACAGAGGCGAUUUUACUCGAAUGCCUCCAGAAUUGGAAUUGGCUCGUGAACUUACGCCGCUGACAGCUUCUUACAGUAUGGACCUGGUUCUGCAAGCCGUGCUCGAAAGUUGCUCCAAGCCUUCACAUGAAGGUUGA